Messenger RNA from Melospiza georgiana, 2347 nucleotides. RefSeq lists its product as uncharacterized. Lineage: Eukaryota; Metazoa; Chordata; Aves; Passeriformes; Passerellidae. The record is from RefSeq and is a predicted model, not a curated record. The transcript has 3 exons. The coding region runs from base 676 to 1479 and encodes 267 amino acids.
GCCUAGAAAUGGUGGCAUGAAGCCUAAAUCCCCUGGGGAUGGAGCCUAAGUACCCUCCUAUAGAGCCUAAAUCCCCUGGGAUUCAACCAAAACGGCCAAAUCCAGGCGCUUUCCAUGGAUAGGGGCGGUACUGGAAAGGGCGGGCGGUGACGUCACCUCGCCCAACCCCUUUUCCGGCCCCUCCUGAGGCGGCUCCGCCUUUUCCCGGCGCCGGCCCCGGGGCCUGUUCUGGGCCAGGGCCGGAGUUGGUGCCGGGGCUCCUUCGCCAGCGGAGCGUCCCCAAGGUGUUCCCAGUGAGCAUGGAGCCCCAAGAGCUGUCCCCGGCCCUGCUGCAGCCACAGGUCACCGUGGUGGCCAUCCUGGGUGAGCUGCUGGACGCCCUGAGCAAUCAGGACGAGAUGAUGCAGCCCUGGUCCCCAUGGUCCCUGUACUGGGACCUGGAGUUCUUCACCAGGGAGCUCUGGGUCACCCUGCACCGCAUUGAUAAUGCCUGGUGGCCCCAGGAUGUCACCUCCGAUGAUGAUAGCCCUUUCAACGCCCUGAGGCAGACCCUGGCCGCCUACAAGAGCACCCCAGGGACCACCUUGUUACCUGUGGGAUUGGCGGUUGGUGUCCCCUCCACAGCUUCAGGUGCUGGUGGCUGUGGUAGCCACCCUGGGCGAGCUGCUGGCCACCAUGACUGGGCCACACAGUGACAAGUCCCCAAACUCCUUACAUGAGGACCUGAAGAACUUCACCCGGAGCCUUCGUGCAAUCCUGAACCACGGCAAUGUCACCCCCCUGAGCCACCCUGGUGUCGCCUCCCUGGGCCGGGCCCUCGCCACCCUCGGGGCCACCCCUGGGACCACCUGGGCCAAUGGGAGAGCCGUGGCCAAGGCCUGGCGGGAGUUGGUGGCCAGGCUCGUGGACCGCUGGGACUGGCUGUCCAGGGAGGCCACCAAGCUCCGUGACAACCACAGGAAGGUAAUCGUGAACCAGCAGCUGAUGGUGGCCCUGGACAAGGAGGAAGUGGCCAGGGAAAUGGCCACAUACGAUGCCCAGGUGGCAGCAGCCACCAAUGAGAGAAUGGGAGAGGCUAUGGUAGCCACCAGGAGGGGACCUUGGGCAGUGGUGGCCCUGGGGCUGCUGCAGCGCUUGGUGGCCACAUGUGACAGAGCCACCUUGUUCUACUGGAACAUGGAGUGGCGGCUCAGGGACAUCGAGGCCAUCCUGAAGGGGACAAACGAGGUGUCCCCUGAUGUCCUCCAGGCCUUGGUAGCCAAAGUGGCCAAGUUUGAGUGGCUGUGGGAGGCCCGCACCCGCCUGGCCAAGGAUCACCUGCUUGGGACACCUGGGGUCAUCGACAACAUCCUCUUGAGUCCCUAUGGUGGCUGGGGUGGCCCCAGUGGCCCUGGCAGCUGUGCAGUGGCCAAGCAGUGCCAAAAAGCCAUCGAGGACAUCCCGAGGCUGCUGCAGGAAAGUCUCACAUGGGAGCACUGACAUCAUCAGGGACAUCGCUGCUGUCACCUGUGCCCUCCUUGUGCAGUAUUUGAGACAGAUUUGGGGAAUUUUCUAGGAAUUUUCAAUGAUACUGUCCCAAAUCCUGAUGGGAAUUCCUGGGGUGACAUCACUGGGGACACUCAGGGACAGUCAGGGACAGGGGACAGGGGUGUAUGGGUCCCCUCAGCAGCUUCCAGCUUUCCACUGUGCCUGCAGCACAGCCAGGUCAUAAAUGGCAAUUUAAUAAUUGCCUUUUGCACUCUUGUAUUGCCUUCUACACAUUGUUAUUGAUCACCAGCAAUUUGAUACAGUGUUUGAUACCAAUAUCGAUUAUCGAUGAUUCAUUGUAGCUGCUGGUUGGUGCAAUAUAAUCUCUUAGUUCAUGUGUGCACCAUACAGCCUAUUAAUAAUUAAAUAAAUGAAUGAAUAAUUGAAUAAAUAAAUGAAUGAAUGAAUAAAUAUAUAAAUGCCCUCUGUAUGAAUCACACCGGGCUGAUCUGAAGUCUGUGUCAGACACAUCACUUGACAAUUGUCACUGCCAUAUUUUCUGAAAAAAUCCUCUUUGCCCAGGAUUCUUCUCCUGGGAAGCCGAGAAGCCUCAGAGAAUAAAAGAAGAUAAUUAUCUGAUUUGCUUCUUCUGUGCUUUGCUGCUUUGGGAUGUGGUUGGAGAUUGUUUAUGCAACAUGUGAAUUGUUUUUACUUAAUGACCAAUCACCAUCCAACUCAGUUGGGACUCUGGAAGGAGUCACAAGUUUUUAUUAUUCAUUCUUGUUAAGCCUUCUGUCUGUAUCCUUUCUCUAUUCUUUAGUAGAGUUUUAGUAUAGCAUUCUGUAAUAUAAAAUAAUAGCAUAAAAUAAUAAAUUAGCCU